This is a messenger RNA of Micromonas commoda, 477 nucleotides long. RefSeq lists its product with no specific name. Bases 1 to 477 code for a protein of 158 amino acids. The transcript has a single exon. The record is from RefSeq and is a predicted model, not a curated record. NCBI's taxonomy places the organism in Eukaryota, Viridiplantae, Chlorophyta, Mamiellophyceae, Mamiellales, Mamiellaceae.
AUGGCGACCGGUGGAGGCUCCGAUACACGUACGCUGGAGGGCAGGGUGAACGCUCUGUUCCCUUACGUCGCGGGCAGUGCAGCGUUCAUGGCGGCGUGGGUGUUCGGACCCUUCCCCGGCAGUCUGUACACGGGAAUACCCUCGCACGAUGAGUUCAUAGCGCAGGUCUAUGAUGGGUUGCACUUCACCCCGGUGUUCGGGCCCUCCGCGCUCAUCACUAAAUAUAACGAGCUGGGGAGACUCCCAGCGCUGACGCAUGCCCUGCCAGGUGCCGUGUGGUGUGCACUCUCCGCGUGGCAACUCCAUCCGGCAUCGAGGAAGACUUUCGAGGGGGGGGGGGCACAGGUGGGGCGGGCGUGCAAUGCUCGCGGCGGCGGCCACACUCAUGGUCGGGUACGCACUCAUCGACGCCAACGGGCUGCCCGCCGACAUCCACGACUUUCAGGGACACUCGGGCGGCAUAGCGGACGCCCUUGA